UUAUAAAUACUUGAAAUAAAGAACUCCAUUUAAAUAAUUAAUUUAAAGGUCAAUAUAUAAUUAAAUUAAUCAAGCUCAAUUUAAAUUAAUAAUUAAGAGCUCAAAUAAUUUAAAUAGAUAUAAGCCCAAAUUAAUUAGAUAAAUUAAGUCUAUCAUGUUUUUCUUUGAAUAAGCCCCAAACAAUUAAAUUAAAAUAGGCCCAAAUAAGAAAGCCCAAAAUUUUCGGCCCAAACCCGGCUCAAACCCGGCCCAAACCCAGCUGAAACCCGGCCCAAACCCAGCUCCCUUUUCUAACCUAAAUAUACACACACCAAAUACACUCAAACACACACAUUAGCUGCGCCCCAUCUCUUCUUUCUCACUCUCUCUCUCGCCUUUCUCUCUCGGACCUCUCUCUCUCGUUUUCUGCCGUUCUGCCGCCGCCGCUGCCGUUCAACGGCGCCGUCGCCGCCGGCGAGCGGCGCGGCUUCUCCUUCUCUCUCCCUGAACUUUUCCCCCCCUCUUCUCCUCUAUCUCUCUCGCUCAAUCUCGGCCGCUGGAAAGGCACAGCAAGCGCAACCACGCCGAUGUGCCGCCAUCGCCGGGCCGCCGCCUGCUCCCUCAUCCUCGCGGCAGAUCCGCCGCCGCCGUUCAACGCCACGGCCGCCUGGAGCUGCUGCUGUUCGCCUGAGGUCGACGGAUCUGGCCUUCAGUCGUUCGUCUUGCUCGGAGUUCCCGCCGCCGUUGGCUUGCCCGGAGUCGCCGCUGGCUGGCCCGCGAUCGACGGCCAGCAGCUCGCUGGAGGAGCCGAGCACCGUCUCACAAAGAUCGGAGACAACCGCGGCUCCGUCGCCGUCCGUCAACCGCCGGCGACGACGAGCCACCGAGGCUGCCCUCCCCCUGACCUCGACUCACACACGCAAUCAGCCAACACAAAGGGUUUUUGUGCGAGAAUCAUAUACUGUAAUUGCUCAAAUAAAAGUUUUAACUCUUUCCUUGUAACUUCAGUUCACAAGUACAUAUUUAGUAACUGUAAAUCUAUGAAUUUGCUACUCAUUUUCUUCAUUUAUCAAAGCAUAUGUAAAUCUGAGUUAAUGAGCAUGUGUUGGUAUUCUGGAGUUGAUGUAUACAAUUGAAGGAUAUUAUAAUAUAUAAAUUAGAAAUAUAAA
Messenger RNA from Salvia miltiorrhiza (redroot sage), 1148 nucleotides. RefSeq lists its product as uncharacterized. The transcript has 2 exons. Bases 567 to 1115 code for a protein of 182 amino acids. The record is from RefSeq and is a predicted model, not a curated record. Lineage: Eukaryota; Viridiplantae; Streptophyta; Magnoliopsida; Lamiales; Lamiaceae.